Molecule: messenger RNA, 2080 nt
Organism: Sesamum indicum (sesame)
Lineage: Eukaryota; Viridiplantae; Streptophyta; Magnoliopsida; Lamiales; Pedaliaceae
Source: RefSeq, a predicted model, not a curated record
CCCAAACGAAAAAUCCUUUGGACUGCCUUCUUUCGGCAAAGAAAAGGGAGAAUAUUACGUUGAAGGAGGAAUCAGUUCGUCCUACAAAGGCAGUUGGCCAUGACCUCCAUUUCCCGCCCCAUUAAUCUCACUUCCUCCAACCUUUCCUCUUUCCUCCCCAUCAUUUCCUCAAAACCCACCAGCCCACGAACCCACAUCCAGUGCAAGAAUGAUGAGAAGAGUAAUUUGGACCAAAGGAAGCCCAAACAACCCAUGAAUAAUCCCUCCAGGCAUACAAGAAAAAAGCAUUCCUAUGGAACCUCCAGGAGGUCUGUUAUCAAGAAAAGCUUUACACAGGAGCAGGUCGAGUUCACGGCUCCGUUUCCCAGUGACCCGGUUGUUGGGAUUAUUGGAGGUGGGAUGUCUGGUCUUAUGUGUGCUCUUUAUUUGGAGAAGAGGGGCAUUAAGUCCACUGUGUUUGACACGGGAAUUCACGGAUUAGGAGGAAGAAUGGGAACUAGAAUAAUUGAUCCUCAGCCCUUAAUAUUUGACCAUGCUGCCCAGUUCUUCACAGUUACUGACCCUAAUUUGGCUGAGCUGGUUGACCUCUGGUCCAAGAAGGGUCUUGUUCGUCAGUGGCAUGGUGAAAUUGGAGAGCUUGAAGCUGGUGGGCAUUUUGUUCCAUUUCCUCCUUCACCUCCAAGAUAUAUUGGUGUUAAUGGAAUGCGUCCUCUUGCUGAAUCCAUACUGUCUGAGACUUCUAUGGUGAAUGUGGUGCGCCCUUGCUGGAUUAGUAAAUUGGAGCCAUAUAAUGGGAAGUGGUACUUGAGUGAGAAGGGGAAGCCCUGUGGACAUUUUGAUGCAAUUGUUAUUGCCCAUAAUGGAAAAUGUGCAAAUCGAUUGCUUGCAUCAUCAGGGUUACCACUAAUUGCUAGACAAAUGAAGAGGCUUCACUUGAGUUCUAUAUGGGCUCUUCUGGCAGCAUUUGAGGAUCCUCUUCCCAUGACAUCCAUAGAGUCUGCAAUCCCUUUUGAAGGAGCAUUUGUUAAAGGAGUUGAUUCUCUCUCAUGGAUGGCAAAUAAUACGGCGAAACUUUCUGGUUUGCAAAGCAACGGUCCUCAGUGUUGGACCUUUUUCAGCACAGCAGCUUUUGGGAAGCAGAAUAAAGUCCCUCAGGAAAGUGUUCCUUCUAUUACAGCAGAAAAGGUGAAGGAAGCCAUGCUUGAAGGUGUUGAGAUUGCUUUAGGACUGCGAAAGGACUCACUUAAAAGACCAUUCUACAGUCGAUUACAGUUAUGGGGUGCAGCUCUUCCCACUAAUUCACCUGGCAUUCCCUGCAUAUUCGAUUCUCGUGGAAGAGCUGGCAUAUGUGGUGAUUGGCUGUUGGGAUCGAGCUUAGAAGCUGCAGCCUUAAGUGGCAUGGCUCUCGCUAAUCAUAUAGCUGAUUACCUCCAAAGUGGUGGAACAUGCCCAGAUGAGUUUGCUGUUGGUUUGCACAAUGAAUUUCAACCACUUAAGGGACAUGAUAUUGGACAGUUUCCUGGAUUGGAUUCUGAAGGACAGAUAAACAAGGCUUAUGAUAUACAGCUUACCAUGUGAAUCUGCAUCCAGCUAUAAACAACUUUUGCAACUGCUCACACAAUUAGUUUGUGCAAGAUAGUCCAAGGAUGCUUCAUGUUAAAAAUGUGAAAUGAGACAACAGUGUUAAAGGUGUUCCCACCGUCGCUUCAGUUUCAUCAGAAAAAACAUUUAAGCAAAUAUAUUUAUGCUGAUAUGGUUUUCUUCCUCGUGGACUUCUGUUAAGGCAAAACAGAACAUUCGAUCUAUGAGCGUGCUGCCUUCUGAGUUCCAUGUUAAACUAUUUCCAAGUUGCUAAAAGCGUUUAUUACUUACACCUGUGAGCCCAUUCUGAGGAGAGCUAGUAAGUCAAUUUUAUUAGUGCCUUGAUGGUACUUCACCUCGGCAUGAAAAAGACAUUAGUAUUAGAUUUGAAUGACUAUUGAUCUCUUAUUUGCUCCCAAUGAUGUAAGGCAAAUGUUGUGGAGAGAUUUACGCCCUGUACGAAUAGCUCUUUAUAUAUGUAGUGUCUCUUGCUUAAUGA